Messenger RNA from Haplochromis burtoni (Burton's mouthbrooder), 1159 nucleotides. RefSeq names its product hemoglobin cathodic subunit beta. Gene Ontology annotation, molecular function: organic acid binding; heme binding; oxygen binding. Lineage: Eukaryota; Metazoa; Chordata; Actinopteri; Cichliformes; Cichlidae. The coding region runs from base 248 to 691 and encodes 147 amino acids. The record is from RefSeq and is a predicted model, not a curated record. Gene Ontology annotation, cellular component: haptoglobin-hemoglobin complex; hemoglobin complex; blood microparticle. The transcript has 3 exons. Gene Ontology annotation, biological process: oxygen transport; hydrogen peroxide catabolic process.
GUUAUGUUUACGUGAGGAUAUUUUGAUGCCAUACCAUACCAUCUCUGGGCAUUUCCAUUGUGUUUUGCAGUGAUAGUUGACACGUAGUCUGUGUAGCUCAGGCUCAUCCGUCCGCUUUUAGUGUGCUGGAAAUAUAGGACCCUCAUACCAUCUGCUGGUUCAUUUUUGCCAGUCAUUAAGCGGAAAAGCUGAUCACUCAGCAGCUCAGAGUGCGGAAGUAAAACUGUUUAUCCAAUUCGCUCAGGUCAUGGUUAAGUGGACGGAACUGGAGCGCAGCACUGUGAAAGCUAUCUGGGAAAAAAUUGAUAUCGAUGAGAUUGGGUCACAAAUUUGGGCAAGAGUCUUGAUAGUCUACCCCUGGACUGAGCGAUAUUUUGGUUCUUUUGGAGAUCUCUUCACCAUCACUGCUAUUUUGAAAAACGACAAAGUGGCGGCUCAUGGAAGGAUGGUGCUGAAGGCUCUGGACAAAGCAGUGAACAACAUGGACAACAUGAAACGGACGUAUGCUGAUCUGAGCCGGUUGCAUUUUCAGAAACUCGAAGUGGACCCUGAUAGCUUCAGGCUGUUGGCAGACUGUAUCACUAUCACAAUCGCAUGCAAAUUCAAGUCAGCCCUGAGCCCCCAGAGUCAAGCUAUCUGGCAGAAGUUUAUAUCUGCUGUGGUCGACGCUAUGAGCAGUCAGUACCGCUGAAAAAAACCUAUUUGGAGAUAAUACAACUUAAAGAAAAAAACAAAACAAAAAACGUGUGUUAGCCCUGAUAUAAGUUUGACAUGAGUGCAUUUCAGUUUGUUUUUUAUCAGUUGGAGCUUGAGUUUGGUGAGUCUCAUACUGAAGACAGUUACUAAAGACAAAACUGAAGUCAAAGAGACCCCAACACACACAAGCAGCAAGUGAAAGUAGUCUGACAGAGCUAAAGGAGGAAACAGCAUUUAGUGACUUUCAUGGGUUCCAGAUUUCAGACAGUUAAGAACUUGUCAUGGACUGAAAGUUGUUGUUUUUUUCCCCAACUCUGUGAAAAGUUAAUAAAACAUAAAAACUAUUUUUAUAGUUAACAUUAUGUCACAUUUUCAAAUUACUGUGAGCCUCUGAAUAUGGGGAACUGUAUUAAUGGCUAUAAUUCCUAAAAUUAAUACAGUACCUUUGGUAAACCACUUGAAA